Molecule: messenger RNA, 4591 nt
Organism: Orbicella faveolata
Lineage: Eukaryota; Metazoa; Cnidaria; Anthozoa; Scleractinia; Merulinidae
Biological process (GO): cell surface receptor signaling pathway; G protein-coupled receptor signaling pathway
Cellular component (GO): membrane
Molecular function (GO): G protein-coupled receptor activity
Source: RefSeq, a predicted model, not a curated record
ACGUCUAAUGUCCCUAGUUAAAGAAUUCGCGUCCCUCCCUCCCUCCCCCUCACAGCCCUCUGGGCUCAAUAGCAUUAAAAAGCGGCAAUUUUCUAUAAUAAAGCUUAAUUUCAGGUGCCGUAAAAACAGCUCCGCAAAACUGACACUUGUCACAAGAAUGAACUCAACAUAGUAAAUUCAUUACAGUGAUACAACAAUUAACUACAAUUAUUACGUAUAUCAAUAUAUUAUUUCAAAUUUAAACGUGCACAUUUAUUGUUGAUUAAUAAAAAUAAUAUAACCAAAGUGUACUGUUCAAGCGUAUCCAAAGCAUGGGGAAUUUUUAAUCGCAAAAUCCAUUUAUUGUUACUGUUUUAUUUGGAUAUGAAGCUAAUAGCCGAAAGUAUAUUAUUAAAGAACUUUCGCAGCGGUAAAAGCAUUGAUUUCAUUGACAUCAUUGACAUCAUUGCAGAGUAGCUCUGAAAGGGGUUGGCAGCCCAAUUAACGUCUUAGCUCGAAGGGUUCAAAAUUUAAGACCUCUCCAUCCAUCAUUCACAAGAGCAUAUUUGCGUGCUUAUCGCUUAAUAAAUCCAACAUCGGAUAGGCCAACAGCACAUGAUUGAUUGAUGGAUAAUUAUGUAGGCUACACUACUUAAUAAGGCACCUGCUAGAUGAACGUGCUCAAAUAACCUUGCAGUCGAAUUCAUCAGUGCCUUGAUCUAACAGUGGAAAUUGAAAGCAGCUACCCACGUUUUCUGAUUGAUCCUUCAGUCGUAAGAGUACCAUUACGUACACAAGGAUGUUCGCCUUUGUUGCCCUGUGCCUCCUCCUCACUGACUCCACCGAAUCAGUCAACACUUCUUCACCGCAACCUGCACCAACACGGCCAACGCCGCCGCCUCUACCAACCAGACCAGUGCCUUCCCCGCCUCCUCCGUCAGCUUUUGAAGAUCUGGUUGUUCAGUUUUACGACAAGAAAGUCAGCACACACGAUCUCCUUCUCAGACUGAAUAUGACUUCUGGUCGUUUUGACGUGAGAAAUAUAUGCCCCUCUUUCCAGUACUCUUGUGAUUUAGUUUGCACUUUAGACACAGAGGAACAAGAAAGAGACCUCGAGAAGCCUUGUUAUUGCGAUAAGUUGUGUGUUGAACUUGGAGACUGUUGCUAUGACUAUUUCUCAAGAUGCGCUACUGCCAACACGCCUAAAUCUUUGAUAAGUCAUUUGAAACGAACGUGUGUGAAAACAGCGAACUCAGCCGGAGACCAUGGCUAUUCCGUGAUUGACAGCUGUCCUCUUCAUAACACUGACAAGCGACUUGAAUCUUUGUGUUCUGCCAAAUCUUCAACAGCCGACCUCUUUGGAAUGCUGCCUGUGUCAGACUUCGUAGAAAAAACUGAUUACAAGAAUGUAUUCUGCGCCAGAUGCAAUCAUGUCAAGAACCAGACUUACUGGAAAUUUUCUGCCUCGUGCAAAGACGCCUAUGACCUUCCAAGAAACAGAUCAUUACUGCUGCAGUUUAUAAUGUCUUCAUGUGAAUGGAGUUUUGAGCCACCAAGCAAUCGCAGCAGUCAUUCAAAACGAUGUUUAGCUGUAGAAAAAAAUUGUCCGCAUUCAGAGCUUAUUGAAACAGAGCCAUUGUUACCAGACUUAUGUUCGUUUUACGCCUUUCCAGUUUGCUACAGCGUCCGAACAAAGAACCCUCACUGCGAAAUCUGCAAAGGGAAUGAUAUUAGUGAGUAUUGGUGUCGCUGUCAACCACCAAGUCCGCCAGUGCCUACAGCACCUGGUGCCAUACCUUCUUUGGAAAUUUUGUUUGACUUUUCCUCUUCUUCUCAUACAAUAAAGGUGGGGAAUCAGGAGACAGUUGUAAAGAAUAAGAUGUGCACUGAUGGUUUCGUAUUUGAUCCCUUCGUCGAAAAAUGCGUUCAAAUGCACUGGAAUAUACCCAACAAGGGGUUGGAUAACGGAACUUACGUUAACUGUUCCUUUAUCGAGAUCAAUGUCAGUUCGAUAACUCUGUUGCCUAAUGGUUCAAUAUGGAUUCCGUCGCGCAAUAGGAUAUAUAGCAACGAAAGUUAUUUCAUAAAUGGUUCUUAUGUGUUUCUUUGCAUGGACCUCAAACGCAGUUACACUGACACUGAGGUGUUUUUGUCUACGGAGAUAACACCACUUCAGAUAUUAACGUACAUUGGCUGCACCAUCUCCAUGACAACCUUGAUUUUCCUGUUGGCUAUUUACAUUGCUCUGCCAGAACUGAGAACAUUACCCGGAAAAAACCUCAUCAGUCUGGCUUGUGCAAUGCUUUUGUAUGAUAUCUUCUUCUUGUUGACCGGUCAGGCUGACAAACCAUAUCUUUGCAUAACGGUUUCCGUCCUGCUUCAUUACUUUUUGUUGUCUUCAUUUUGUUGGAUGGGUGUGAUGGCUUUCGAUGUUGCAAAGACCUUUGGAGCGAAAGGGCAAGCUGCACGUUCCCGUCCCAGUGACAGCAGAAAAAAGCUAAUAAAAUACAGCAUUCUUGCCUGGACCACUCCUGCUGUUAUUGUGAUCAUCAGUGUGACUCUUGAUAAAACAAACACUAUUAUGAUUGGCUAUGUCGGUGACGUAUUCUGCUGGAUUUCUAAUGGAAAAGCACUUCUCGUUGUUCUUGGUGUUCCUGUGGCACUGAUUCUACUGUUUAACAUCGUGGCUCUCACGUUCACGUUGGUUUCUAUCUGGAAAGUUCAAAAGUCCACCCGUCGCGUGACAGAUCAGAGUAAGCAGACCAGCCUGCCUAUCCUGUACAUCAAGUUGUCGUCAGCAAUGGGAUUUACCUGGAUACUGGGUUUUAUCGUGCCAUUCACUCAAGUCGAAUUCCUUGAUUACAUUUUUGUUAUUUUAAACAGCCUACAAGGAUUUCUCAUUUUCCUCGCUUUUGUGGCAAACAAAAGAACACUCAACAAGGUCAAAGCUGGUUGGUCCUUACGGUUCAGCCAUUUCAAAGAAACGACCUCAAACUAGUCCAGGCAGACUCACUCAACCAAGCUCGUCACAUCAGCCUUGUAGCUGCCCUGUCAGUUGUGAAGUAUAAGGACUUGUUAACGUUCGAAGCUGGCCGAGACAGCUAUAUUUCCUUGAAAUGAGCUGCUAACUUUCAAGCGCGACGUAACUCGUAGGCUAUCGAUCUAUCAUCUCAAAUCAAACAAGCGCGAGUGGAAUAAUUGUUAAAUAUAUGUUGAGCCCCGGCUUUUAAAAUGGAAGCUUUAGCGAUAACUUACUGACCGUUACACUGCUCAGAUUAAACUACUUAUGAUGUAUCCUGCAAACCCGUACCCCCAAAUGGUUUAAAUUGUUAAUUAUGUUCUUUGACUAGCAAAGUUCUGAGUAUAUUGAUUUUGGGGAAUGGCUGGGUUGUUCGUUUUCUUGUCUUAAUUGUUUUUAAUAAUUUGGGCCAGAUCGAAUUUGAAGAUGAAACAUAGUCAAUCUUUCAAAAUUGAUGUUUUCUGACAGGAAAAUUAAACCGAAAAUUAAAAGGCUGAGAUCUAGCGUAAAUAUUCUAAAUGGUUUGGUCGACAUUAGUUAUGCACGGCUGUCUCUAAAUUAGCAUCCUUUUUGGAACUACGAGUACAUUUAGGUCAAGGACGUUACUCUUAUUGAUGAUGGCCGACUUACUCAGGUGGCUUUGAAAUCAGUUAACUAGAUUGGGUUGCAAUGUUUUUAUUUUGUCAUUAACCAGAUUAACCUUUGCUGGGACUGAGAAGUGCUAAAAAUUAGAAUUAAGAGAAAAUUAUUUGACAUCUAGCUUUUUCUUAUCUUAACCGCAUUGCCUUUUAAAAAUCGAGUUGAUGGCUUCGCUGUGCCAAUUUUAGAGCAAUUGUUCGUAGAGACAAUUCCCUUUUCAACGUCUGAAAUUUAAUCUAAUUUCCAGAAUCGCUUACAUUCAGCUCGUGUGCUCGUCAGCUCGACUAAGGGCCGCUUUACACGGUACGACUUUCUCGCAUGCGACAAGCUUACGACAGGCCUUCGACAUGAAUUGUUUCGUGUAAAUCAAACCUACAACUCGAAAUUUUCGAAACGGGGAGAAAUGGUAUAUAGCAAUUUCCGGGAAAUGUUCCAGAAAAUCCGGAAAUUGUUAAAUUUUCGAAAAGUGAACCAUUCAACCGAAAAUUCGGGGAAUUCCAGAGUGAAAAUCAAAUGGAACAGAAAUUUGCAUCCUACCGCCGUUUGUACGUCUGAGGGUUAAUGUUAUAAUAAAAUAAAAUAAAAUUAAAUAACUAUUCUAAUAAGCAGGAUAAGAUCAAAACUACAGCUAAAAAAGCGAUGUUUCGUUCUCUCUGAGAUCAUUUCCUAGUUUUUAUCCUAAAAAAUUAAAUACUUAAACUUGAAACGACAAAAAUUCUAAUUCUUUUGUGUUUGCUCCCUUGAUGCAAAAAUUACACAUGCUCUAAAUUGCUUAUAUCUAUGACAAUUUCUGACCAGCAACAUUCAUAUUAUACUUGACAUGUUGUUUUUGCCUAAUUGAUAUGGAGUAGGGACAAAAAAACAAAAAAACAAAAAACAAAACAAAAAAAACAUAAAGAUUCACAUGUAAUCUACGUUUUGUAGAUUUUUUCUUAUUAACCGAGCAGGAGGUCU